This is a messenger RNA of Theobroma cacao (cacao), 758 nucleotides long. RefSeq names its product Calcium-binding EF-hand family protein. Lineage: Eukaryota; Viridiplantae; Streptophyta; Magnoliopsida; Malvales; Malvaceae. The record is from RefSeq and is a predicted model, not a curated record. Gene Ontology annotation, molecular function: calcium ion binding.
GACUGCUACAUAUACCCAUUACAGUUCACCCUUCGACACCCAAAAAACAGGAAAGUUUGAAAUUUCAGACAUGGGAGUGGUGAUCAUCGACGGAUCAACGGUGAGAGCCUUCGUCACAGACGAGGAACAGUUCAAGAAGAGCAUGGACGAGAGUUUCGCAGCACUUGACCUCAACAAUGACGGGGUUCUAUCCAGGUCCGAGCUACGGAAGGCCUUCGAGUCCCUGCGCCUCAUCGAGACCCACUUUGGGGUCGACGUGGCCACGUCCCCGGAGCAGCUCACCCAGCUUUAUGACUCCAUAUUUGACAAGUUCGAUUGCGAUGGCAGCGGUAGCGUCGACCUGCCGGAGUUCAGAUCCGAGAUGAAGAAGAUCUUGCUUGCUAUUGCCGAUGGACUGGGGUCUUGCCCUAUCCAGAUGGCUCUCGAGGAUGAUGACCAAAGUUUUCUCAAGAAGGCUGCUGACCUUGAGGCUGCCAAGCUUGAGGCUCAAGCUUCCUGAUCGAUGCUGUAAGGUUUGUGAACUUAAUAAUAAUGUGCAGUGCAAAUGCUAUGACUAGGAGUGCUGUGCUUGUUUGUUGUAAUUCUGGCUAGUUUGAAAGAGCAGGUUUGUUCCUGCUAAAGACUGUUAGUACUUAUGUACCAUGGAUUUCGUGUCUUCCAAUGUAUAGUUUACUUAGAAUUCUUAGGGGCAAUAAGAUUAGAUGAGGUAAUUCUCCUUAAAACCCCAAGUAUAAAUCCAAGUUCUAAGUUCCAACCCA